This is a messenger RNA of Paraglomus occultum, 275 nucleotides long. NCBI's taxonomy places the organism in Eukaryota, Fungi, Glomeromycota, Glomeromycetes, Paraglomerales, Paraglomeraceae. The record is from the annotation of a GenBank genome assembly.
AUGUCGAUUCCAGUAACAGCAAAACAACGUAAAGUACAAAUUCGACAUCCAGCGCUGGCUGCAGAAGAAAUAACAACGUUUUAUUCCAACCAUCCUCACGUCAGUCUGAUGCGACGGAUGAAGUCUUUUAAAGAACCGACUUCCGUUAUACUUCCCGAAUUCGACCGAGUCCUCUCCAAAAUCAAACCAGAGAUAUGGCAGUAUCGAUCUCCUGACUCUCCAGAAUGGGUCGAAUUGGUUGAUCUGAAGAUUAGGAUUAUCGAAUUAAAAGACAA